This is a messenger RNA of Rhodotorula graminis WP1, 1377 nucleotides long. RefSeq lists its product as uncharacterized. Bases 1 to 1377 code for a protein of 458 amino acids. The record is from RefSeq and is a predicted model, not a curated record. Gene Ontology annotation, cellular component: oxoglutarate dehydrogenase complex. Gene Ontology annotation, biological process: tricarboxylic acid cycle. The transcript is spliced from 9 exons. Gene Ontology annotation, molecular function: dihydrolipoyllysine-residue succinyltransferase activity. Lineage: Eukaryota; Fungi; Basidiomycota; Microbotryomycetes; Sporidiobolales; Sporidiobolaceae.
AUGCUUGCCGUUCGUGCCACCGCCCCUAGGGCCCUUGCCCGCACCGCGCGCUGCCUCGCCUCGACCGCCGCGCCGGCGCUCGCCCGCAGCGCCCUCGCCGGCUCUGCCCGCACUCAGUCUCCCCGCCUCGCACUCCCUGCCCUCGCCCGCUCCUUCCAUGCCUCGCCCCUCUCUCUCGACGAGAUCGUCAAGGUCCCGUCCAUGGCAGAGUCCAUCACCGAGGGCACCCUCAAGCAGUGGCUCAAGCAGAAGGGCGACUACGUCGAGGCCGACGAGGAGGUUGCCACCAUCGAGACGGACAAGAUCGACGUUGCCGUCAACGCGCCCAGGGCAGGAACCCUGACCGAGCUCCUCGCCAACGAGGAGGACACGGUCACGGUUGGCCAGGACCUGUUCAAGCUCGAGGCUGGCGGCUCCAAGCCUGAAGCCAAGGAGGAGCCCAAGAAGGACGACUCGCCCGAGAAGGACCAGGCGACCUCGGCCAAGGAGGAGCCCAAGAAGGACGAGUCGUCGUCGUCGGCGCCCAAGGAGCAGCCCAAGAAGGAGGAGGCCAACCCGGAGCCCAAGUCCGAGUACCGCAAGCCCGACUCGGCCACCCCGGCGCCCAAGGUCCCCGAGCAGGCCAAGAAGCAGGAGGGCAAGACGGCGCCCGAGUCGCCCCCCAAGCAGGGCUCGCGCAACGAGACUCGCGUCAAGAUGUCGCGCAUGCGCUCGCGCAUCGCCGAGCGCCUCAAGGAGGCGCAGAACACGGCCGCGUCCCUGACGACCUUUAACGAGAUCGACAUGUCGGCCCUCAUGGCGUUCCGGUCCAAGUACAAGGACCAGGUCCUCAAGGACCACGGCGUCAAGCUCGGCUUCAUGUCUGCGUUCGUCAAGGCCUCGUCGGUCGCGCUGCGCGAGCUGCCGGCCGUCAACGCGUCGAUCGACGGCUCGGACCUCGUGUACCACGACUACGCCGACAUCUCGGUCGCCGUCUCGACGCCCAAGGGCCUCGUCACGCCCGUCCUCCGCAACGCCGAGGGCUUCAACUUUGUCGAGAUCGAGCGCGAGAUUGCCGCGCUCGGCAAGAAGGCGCGCGACGGCAAGCUCACCCUCGAGGACAUGAACGGCGGCACCUUUACCAUCUCGAACGGCGGCGUCUUUGGCAGCCUCAUGGGCACCCCGAUCCUCAACACGCCCCAAGCGGCCGUCCUCGGCAUGCACGCCAUCAACCAGCGCCCGUGGGUCGACUCGGAUGGCAAGAUUGUCGUGCGCCCCAUCAUGACGGUCGCGCUCACGUACGACCACCGCAUCAUCGACGGUCGCGAGGCUGUCACCUUCCUCGUCCUCGUCAAGAAGCUCAUUGAGGACCCGGCCCUCCUCAACCUCUACAACUAA